Molecule: messenger RNA, 2607 nt
Organism: Carassius auratus (goldfish)
Lineage: Eukaryota; Metazoa; Chordata; Actinopteri; Cypriniformes; Cyprinidae
Product: retinoic acid receptor alpha-A
Exons: 8
Coding region: 634-1968 (444 amino acids)
Biological process (GO): regulation of transcription by RNA polymerase II; retinoic acid receptor signaling pathway; cellular response to corticotropin-releasing hormone stimulus
Cellular component (GO): transcription regulator complex; nucleus
Molecular function (GO): nuclear receptor activity; nuclear glucocorticoid receptor binding; zinc ion binding
Source: RefSeq, a predicted model, not a curated record
CACUCGGGUCAAGAUCCUCUCACAUUCUCAGCAGCUCCGAGCGCGUGAACACAAGGUAACCGCGCGGAUUAAUAACACACGCGCACACCAGCUCUUUAAACGCUCGUUUGUGUGCUGUUUAUAACCGGGAGGACAUUAAACAUUCAGAAAGGAUCCUGUUUAAAAUCGCUGCACGAGUUUUAUGAUAACACGAAAAUAAUCACAUCACUAAAUCGGAGCUUCGCAAAUAAAAUUGGACCAAACUCACCGCUCAACACUGGACAUUUGAUGGAUUUACUGAUGCCUCGUUCGUUCUGUAUGUUAUUAUUGUAUUAACCGAUCAAGAAGUAAAUGCAGUAUAUAUGGUUUAAAACAUAUAAGCUACAUAUGCUCUUUAGAAAAUUGCGCGUUUGAGACAUUGUUGAGCCUGUAUGAGAAUAGGCUAUAUUUUUUUUGCAAAAGGUCUUUCAGCGGACAUUGAUUUGACUGAUCUCUGACCAUGCACAAGCGCUUCAGCUUGAGUUUUACUCGCUUCUGUAGUUCCUGAUCUCCUCUGGGAAUAUCUGGGAUGGCUCCAUCUCUCUGUUAACGCUCUAUGUGAAGUGGACAGUCGUGGAUCAGCUGUUGUCUUGAGGAAUCGAGUCCGACCUGAUCAUGUACGAGAGUGUGGAUGUGAACCCUUUCCUCAUGAUGGAUUACUAUAAUCAGAGCAGAGGAUGUCUGAUCCCGGACAAGAUGCCCCAUCCCUUCAGCUCAUCCAUCAGACAUCAGCACUGGAGCGGAUCCAACCACUCUAUCGAGACCCAGAGUACGAGUUCUGAGGAGAUCGUCCCAAGCCCACCCUCUCCGCCCCCUCCUCCUCGCGUCUAUAAGCCUUGCUUUGUGUGUCAGGACAAAUCUUCAGGGUACCACUAUGGCGUCAGUGCCUGUGAGGGCUGCAAGGGUUUCUUCAGGCGAAGUAUCCAGAAGAACAUGGUCUACACCUGCCACAGAGAGAAGAACUGCAUCAUCAACAAAGUCACCCGCAACCGCUGUCAAUACUGCCGACUGCAGAAGUGCCUGGAAGUGGGGAUGUCCAAAGAAUCGGUGAGGAAUGACAGGAAUAAGAAGAAGAAAGAAGAGAAAAAGCCAGAAUGCACAGAAAGCUACACGCUGAGCCCAGACACAGAGCAGAUGAUUGACAGAGUCAGGAAAGCCCACAAAGAGACCUUCCCCUCGCUGUGUCAGCUCGGCAAAUACACCACGAGUAACAGCUCGGAGCGGCGCGUGUCACUGGAUGUGGAUUUGUGGGAUAAGUUCAGUGAGCUCUCCACCAAGUGCAUCAUAAAGACGGUGGAGUUUGCCAAGCAGCUGCCAGGAUUCACUACCCUCACCAUCGCAGACCAGAUCACACUGCUGAAGGCUGCUUGCCUCGACAUACUAAUUCUGAGGAUCUGUACCCGUUACACACCUGAGCAAGACACCAUGACGUUCUCUGAUGGGUUAACGCUGAACCGAACACAGAUGCACAAUGCCGGCUUCGGUCCGUUAACAGACCUGGUGUUUGCCUUCGCCAAUCAGCUAAUACCUCUAGAGAUGGAUGACGCGGAGACAGGGCUGCUCAGUGCUAUUUGUCUGCUCUGUGGAGAUCGACAGGACCUGGAGGAGGCCGAUAAGGUGGACAUACUGCAGGAACCGCUGCUGGAAGCACUGAAGAUCUACGUGAGGAACAGGAGGCCACACAAGCCUCACAUGUUCCCCAAGAUGCUGAUGAAGAUUACCGACCUGAGGAGCAUCAGCGCCAAGGGUGCAGAGCGUGUGAUCACCUUGAAGAUGGAGAUUCCCGGCUCCAUGCCUCCUCUCAUCCAGGAGAUGUUGGAGAACUCUGAGGGUUUGGAGAGUUCAUCAGGCGGGAUCAGUUCACGGGCCUCUGGCGCUCCUCCAGGCAGUUGUAGCCCCUCCCUUUCUCCAAGCUCCGCCCAGAGCAGCCCACCCACACAGUCACCAUGACAGUCAUCAUUGUUGCCAUCAUUAGCCACUUACCGACUACUGUGUGCCCUCCCCGACACGACAGCAGACAUGUUCAAAAGCAUGCGCUCAUAUUGUCGCUCCUCUGCCCGUGUUCUUCAGAGACUAAGGGGGGAUCAAAGGUGUUUUGACGGAAUUUUGUUGUUUUCUUCCUCAGAUCAGACUGUGAUUGUAUUCCUCCUCGAUUUUGCCACUUUGUUUGCUGAGUCCCUUUGGAUGAAGGGAGGAAAACCGCUGGAGGGUAAAGACAAACUGCGCAAAACUUUAUGGACUAACGUGUAGAAGGAAUUAAAGACUUUUCUUCUGUUUCGAUUCUUAUGGCCUGGACUUCUGUUUCAAAUGACCAGAGACUGAUUUCUUACAAACUAAAAAUAUAUAUAAAUAUAUAGAGAGAAAAUGUGGAAUGACUGUGAUUGAGAAAAGAAUGCAAUGUGGACUUAAUGUAAAGAUGCAAAUGUAUUUCCUCACUUUUUCUCUUUAUGCCUGUGAAAGUGCAAAGAGUGAAUUGUUUUAUUUCAGACUGAUGAUGAUGUUUUUCAUGGAGAAAAAAACAUUGAAAAGACUAUUAAUUUCCACUCACAAAAUUGUGCACAGAAGAUAUAAAAAUGGUUGCAACAAACA